Molecule: messenger RNA, 1167 nt
Organism: Didymodactylos carnosus
Lineage: Eukaryota; Metazoa; Rotifera; Eurotatoria; Philodinida; Philodinidae
Source: the annotation of a GenBank genome assembly
AUGCAUCCAAUAACUACAGCAACAACAACAAAAGGUCAGGGAAUAACAUUAGAAAUUGUACAAGCACAUCACUCUGUGCCAUUUCACCUAUUAUUAACAAAUAAAAGGAAGUUUGGGCAUAAGAAAAAUCAAUAUUGGAUUAUGCUAUCUAUUGAUGAUGAAAAGCUUACUCUCCAAAAGCUUGUUAACGGUCGUCAAACAUUAUUAAAGGAAAGUAUGGCCCGUGAUAGUAUUUUACAAAUAGUACAACCAAGUCGAUACAAGUAUUGGCUCAGCAUAGAUUUUAAGAAUUUCUUGGUAAAAUAUGGUCAAGGUGAAAUGAGAAAUGAAUGUACAUUGUUUAGUGUUCAUAUGAGGGAUAAUGAUGACAAACAAUAUUUAACGAAAUUAAAAUUUUCAUAUUCAAAGUUCCUAUUUGAUAAAGAUGAAGAUGAAAGUGGUGAAGAACUUAAUUUAUGUCAUCAAAUAUAUAAGCGUCCUGUGGAAGGUAACUCACCGAUACUUGUUUCCACAGAAGAAAUGAUAGAUGAUCAACAAGCGACUGAUUCUAAUAAAAUCAUGAUAGCAGUUGAAGAUUUGGAUAAACCAAAUCAACGAUUGUAUAAAACUGUUGUGGGUUUUAAACUAUCUAAUCCGAAGCAUCCACAUUUCACGAUUGCUGCGAUUGAAAGCAGUUGUCGUGAACCACCUGGAUGGUGUUAUACGACAUUACAGACAAAAGCUAAUGCUCUUACAAGAGGAGUAAAUUCAACAUCUAUUCGAAUUAGGAUCGGAAAUUUGACAUUUUUGGAAAUUUGGCCACCAAAUCAUAAAUCGACAGUCAUUCAACAUUCAUUCAACACACACGGUAUUAUACGUAUUCUUUCUAAUCCAGUUAUGAUCGAAUUUCAUCCGUAUAUCAGCGCCAAUCCGCAGCAGAAACCCUUUUUAGCACGAUUAUGUGAAGAAAAUGAAGUGCUAUACUUUAAACCAGGUCUAAAUCAAAUUUAUCGAUUUUUUAAUCCAAGAAAUACGCUGGCUAUCAUUAUACAAACCUUUGAUACGGUAGCAUUUGAAUACAUAGGCAGUGAUCGAAAGCAAAUUAAACGGCAGUCUGAAGUGUCAACUGAUAUUGAAUAUGAGAAAUUUAUUAAAUUAAUCGAAAAAGAUUGUAAAGGCAGCUAUUAA